AUGGGCGAACAGACGAUUCAGCCCGGACAGGAGACCAACAUGAGCCAUAGUGAUGCCACGGACGACAGCGAUACUGCAAUGGUGAAUUCUAACUUGGUUGACUGGGAUGGACCAGACGACCCAGAAAAUCCGAUGAACUGGUCAAAGAGCCAGAAGGCUCUAUUCAUCACGACACUUGGGUACAUCUCAACCCUCAGCCCUCUGGCAUCAUCGAUUGCGGCACCGGGAAUUGCUUCCAUCAAGUCCGAUUUCAACGUCACGGACAUAUACGUCGGGGCGUUCAUGAUAUCAGGAUUUCUCAUCGGCUACUGCUGUGGUCCACUAUUCAUCGCACCACUUUCAGAGAUGUACGGUCGCUAUGUUCUAUACAACGCUGGCAGUCUCUUGUUUCUCAUUUUUAACGUCGCAUGCUCCGUGGCACCCAACUCGGGCAGCAUGAUUGCGUUUCGCAUCUUUGCUGGCAUAGGCGGAUCUGCCCCGUUGACUCUUGGGGCUGCGUCGCUGGCAGACACAAUUCCGAGAGAGAAGAGAGGAGUUGCCAUGAUGGUCUGGACUCUUGGGCCGAUGGUGGGCCCAACCAUAGGGCCCAUUGCGGGAGGGUAUUUAUCAGAAACGAUAGGCUGGCGAUGGUCUUUUCGAGCUGGCGUAGCUGCCCUCGGCACAGCAUUCUGCAUGCCCGAAUCAUACGCCCUGACCCUUCUCGAGCGAAAGGCACGACGACUUCGCCUGCAGACCAGAAACCCACACCUGGAAUCUGUUCUAGCAACCCACCGCAAGCCAAAAGACCUCUUCAUGUUCUCCAUUCUUCGACCGGCAAAGAUGAUGUUUCUCUCGCCCAUUGUUUUCUGCCUUUCAAUUUAUAUGGCCAUCCUCUAUGGCUACCUCUACCUGCUUUUCACAACCUUCCCCCAAGUUUUCAAGCAGCAGUACGGAUUUUCUCAAGGGUCAGCGGGGCUGGCGUACAUCGGCAUCGGCGUGGGGUCCGUGAUCGGUCUCCUGUUUGCCGGUCUAGUGUCAGACAGGCUUGUGCUGAAGUUGUUGGGGGUGGGCAUUGCGUUGUGGUGGAUUUUCGCGUUUUUGUGGGUGCCAGAAACAGGGGGGUGCCGGGAAGUGGGGGGUUUGACUUAUCGACUGCCCCCCAUGCUUAUAGGCGCUAUCCUGGUCCCCAUAGGACUCUUCUGGUAUGGCUGGACCACAGAAAAACAGCUUCAAUGGAUGCUACCUAUCGUAGGAACAGCCAUCCUAGGAUGUGGGAUUGUUAUAGUCCUGAUGUCGAUCUCGACCUAUCUGGUUGACGCAUUUACGACAUACGCUGCUUCAGCCAUGGCAGCCAGCACAGUAACCAGGUCAUUGUUGGGCGCAUUCCUGCCCCUGGCUGGUGACCGGUUGUACCAGAGCCUAGGGCUCGGAUGGGGAAACUCACUCCUCGGCUUCAUUGCUUUUGCCAUGAUCCCAAUCCCCUUAGUUUUCUAUAAGUACGGUCAGGUCAUCAGGGAAAUGAAACUCUUCAAGACUGAGUUCUAG
Colletotrichum scovillei is the source of this 1524-nucleotide messenger RNA. RefSeq names its product fluconazole resistance protein. Gene Ontology annotation, biological process: transmembrane transport. The record is from RefSeq and is a predicted model, not a curated record. Lineage: Eukaryota; Fungi; Ascomycota; Sordariomycetes; Glomerellales; Glomerellaceae. Gene Ontology annotation, molecular function: transmembrane transporter activity. The transcript is spliced from 5 exons. Bases 1 to 1524 code for a protein of 507 amino acids.